Striga hermonthica is the source of this 969-nucleotide messenger RNA. The record is from the annotation of a GenBank genome assembly. NCBI's taxonomy places the organism in Eukaryota, Viridiplantae, Streptophyta, Magnoliopsida, Lamiales, Orobanchaceae.
GCUGCACUCGCAUUUAAGGAGGUCCUGGAAGAGAGGCGUGUCGCUUUAGUCGCCACACGUUUUCGAGGUCGAGCGGCAAUAUGGUGGAUGAAUUUGUGCAGCUUGCGGCAUCGUCAAGAGAAACUGUCACUUUCAUCUUGGAUAAAAUUUCGUGAGUAUGUAGAGCGUGAGUUUGUGCCAUUCAACUACGAUAGCCUUGUUUAUCAAAAGUUACAAAAUUUACGCCAAGGGACACGCUCGGUGAAUGAAUAUACUAUGGAGUUCCAUCGGCUCUUGACUCGUGUUGACUUGCGAGAGAUGAAGAACCAGUUGGUCUCAAGGUAUGUGAGAGGCCUUCGUGCGGGGAUUCGCGAUAUGUUGAAUAUGUUUCUGCCAGAUUCGGUUUCGGAUGCUCACCAACGGGUCGUUCUUGUCGAGGUCCAAUUGGCACAAAAAGCUGGCUCAUCUUUUGCUUCUUCCUCGCGACCUGGAGUACCGCUGGGGUCGGGUCCACAGUCAUCAACUGUUGGACAGAAGAAUGCUGGCAAGAAGUCGGUCGAGGUUGGAUCAAGCGCGACGUCGGUAGCGGUUCCAGAAGGUGCGCAGUCUCAGGGAGGGAUCACACCCACCGACGUGCCUUCUGUUGUGAAUGCUGCUGCCAUAAAUCAAGCGAAGCCCGAGCCAGACGUGACGGGAACCGAGUUGGCCAUGACCGAGCUCCUGCACACCGAGGUGCCGAGAAGGGAGCCGGAGAAACCAUCCUCUCCUCCGAAGUCAGUGGAGUCUAAUCAACCGGAGAAGAGGAAGAAGAGAAAGUUGGUAAAAAUGUCUGAUGUUGGUGCUUCUUCCGGAGUGGAGAAGAGAUCAAAGAAGAAGCACGACUCUGGUCGUAGAGCUGCGGAGAAGGGUAGUGAUGAAUCUUCCCUGUUUGAGAAGUCGUUCUUAACGAUCGAUGAGGUGAGGGCAGCUAAUGUGAAGGUACCUGAAGGC